Messenger RNA from Penicillium daleae, 1308 nucleotides. RefSeq lists its product as uncharacterized. Lineage: Eukaryota; Fungi; Ascomycota; Eurotiomycetes; Eurotiales; Aspergillaceae. Gene Ontology annotation, molecular function: monooxygenase activity. The transcript has 7 exons. The coding region runs from base 1 to 1308 and encodes 435 amino acids. The record is from RefSeq and is a predicted model, not a curated record.
AUGAAAGUCCGACAGCUGGACGUGCUCAUAAUUGGAGCAGGAAUUGCCGGCCUCUCAGCGGCGAUUGCUCUUGGCAAGCAGGGUCACCGUGUUGUUAUCCUGGAAAAAUCAGCAUUCUUGAAAGAAGCCGGUGCUGCAAUUCAUUUGCCCCUGAAUUGCACGGCAUUGUUACAAUGGAUGGGAGUGUUUCCCACGGGGUUUGGAGGAACCCUUCUCAAUCAGAUUCAUCGAUACGGGUCGGCAGGCGACCUCAAAUAUCAGAAGAACUUUGAUGGAAUCCGUGGUACCUGGCAAGCAGUGAGCAAUGCUGUUCACCAGUCGAGAUGUUUCCCUCCUGCUAAGCUUUCAAUGUAUGAAGGAAUGCUCAAGAAUCGCGCCCUCGAGACUGCAAUUCUUCAUACCCGGUGCAAAAUCACUACCAUUGACAUCAACGAUUCGCGCCCGUCAGUGAUCCUGGACGAUGGCCGCAAGUUCGAUGCGGAUGUUUUGCUCGGUGCCGAUGGACUACAUUCUCAGGUCCGUGGUACAGUCGCACCUGAAGCGCCUGGUCCAUAUCCGGUUGGAAAAUCAUGCUUCCGAUGGAUUUUACCUACCGAGAAGCUGAAGAGAGAGGAAUCCGCCCUGCAGUUUGUGGCAGAUCCUGGCGUUUUCAUUGAAUGGGCAUCUGAAGAUCGCCGCCUGGUUGCAUACCCCUGCUCUGACAACACGGUGUUCAAUCUUUGCGCCUUUUUGCCUUCUAGUGAGGCUGGCAGAAGGUGGGUAAAGAAGCAGACCAUUGUCCAAGGAUUCUCAAAGUUCCACCCUGGAGUGCAAAAAAUGGUGGGGCAUGCUGGUUCCAAUUUGAAGGUAUGGGAGCUUUUUGAUAUGGAGUGUUUACCUAGUUGGACCUCAGGACAUGCAGCUCUCUUGGGCGAUGCCGCCCACCCGUUUCAGCCGUGUAAGACCAGCAUAAUCCCUGUCCAUUAUGAAACUCUUGCUGAUGUCUCCGUCAAAGACAUGGGCCAAGGAGGAGCCAUGGCCAUUGAAGAUGCUGUCGGUAUCGCGACCUUGCUUCCUGUUGGUACGCGACCGGAGGAUAUUCCAACACGUUUGCAGCUGUACCAAUCCUCUCGACAGCCGCGAGUGGAAAUGGUCCUCAACUUCACUCGCCUGAACGGGCGCGAUGAUAAUAACACCGCAGGUAGGAGAAUCACACCCGCCGACAUGGUCAAGUUCAUGGGAAUUUGCUUCUCAUACAACGAGAUUGAUCAGUGCAAGAAGCUUCUAGCUAAGCACGCCGGGUAUCACAUAGGAGGGUCGGGGGAAUAG